Schizophyllum commune H4-8 is the source of this 1587-nucleotide messenger RNA. RefSeq lists its product as uncharacterized. Gene Ontology annotation, molecular function: nucleic acid binding; zinc ion binding. The record is from RefSeq and is a predicted model, not a curated record. Lineage: Eukaryota; Fungi; Basidiomycota; Agaricomycetes; Agaricales; Schizophyllaceae. Bases 1 to 1587 code for a protein of 528 amino acids. The transcript is spliced from 3 exons.
AUGUUUCCGCCAGCCAACCACGUCCGCUCUAAAGGGAAGAAACCUCCGCCGGGGCCGUGCUUCGCGUGCGGCAGUCCCAACCAUUGGAAUAAGGAUUGUCCGCAUUGGGACGAAUACCAAGAGCGCAAUGCGCGGGAAGCACACCAAGCGGAGUGGGACCGAACCUCGCAGCUAGCGUAUGACACCGCCUAUGUGCUCAUCGUCGAGCAGGGUUUUGACGGGGCGUCUCAACCCUCCCUGGUAAGGGAGGAAGAGAGUAAGACCCAGGACUUACGGGCGGAGGAGCCGACGAGGAGGGAGGUAUUUAUUGCGUCCACGCCCUGCUUUGUUCAGCGCGUGGAGGAAAUCCACGAGGAGUACUGGCAUCAGGGUGAAUGCCUGCCGGUCGACUCGUUGUACGAUCUUGAGUAUAUAUACGCGGAAGCCGAAGAUGACGCGGGGCUGGCGGACAGAGGCGUGAGGGAGGAAGUUAAUCUCGCGGAACGGGAGAUAAAGGACACGCCACCGACGGAAGCCUUCAAGGGGGAGUGGGAAGAGGAUACGAACCGAGCUCUGGUACUGCCGAAGCCCUACGACCCCUCAGUCAUACGUCUACGCCCGCGGAAGCCGCUACCGCGUCAACUGAGCAGGAAUAUAUCGGUUCUCAGCGUGCGAGGGAGAGUAGGCGCGCGCGGGAAUGCGACCAUCGACCUGAGGUUGGACUCGUGUGCCAGCACCACCUUCGUCAGCGGGUCUUACUACGACAAGCUGCAAGGGCCGAAGCGGAUCGAGCAAGGGGAGCCUAUGAACUUGCUCCAGCUGACUAGCGACCACACGCCGAUACGAGGAACAACGCGCCUGCCUGUCACGUUCGACUGCGACGAUGGGUCGGAAAUCGAAGUCGAAACGGACAUGUAUGUGGUGGACGGGAUGACGGUGGACAUCCUCCUAGGAGAGGACUUUCAGCAAGCGUACGAAAUCUCGGUCAGCCGUUCGCAGGACGGCGGAGGGCAAACGGUGGUGACCUUCGGCGGCGCCAGGGAGCACCCCAUCACAGCAUUCAAACGGAUCCGGCGGCACCGCAAGAAGCUGAAGGAGCAAGCAAGGUUGGCCGACUCCCUAGUACGGUCGGAGCAGCAAGUCAGGCUUCCUCCGCACUCGGUAGUGAAGGUCAGAGUGAACGGGCCGUUCAAGGCAGACGAGGAAUGGGUGGUGGAAAAUUUGAUGUUGGCGUCGGGCGAAGACCAAAUUACCGCGGUUCCCAACACGAUACUAUCCUCCGACUCGCCGUUCAUCCCGGUGGCGAACCCCUCGGACACGCCGCGUAUGAUUCGAGUGGGGGACGUCCUCGGACGCGCGGCCAAAGCGAGCGACUUCUUCGACCGACCCAAGGACUCCGCGGAAAGGGACAAACUUGCGCGACAUGCAGCGGCUAUGGCUCAACUAUGCGCGCUGCAAAGUGAGGUUACGAAGCUUGGGCUGGACGGAAGCAAGAACGUACCGCGGAGGAGGAGUCUUCAGAGGCGGAGGAUUAUGGGCCAAAGACCGCCGCCAUGCCCGAUCCGAGAGUCAUCUCGAGCGAGGAAUUCCGCCGCACACUGGACGUAG